UCAUUUUUGCGAAAGCCGUCUAAAUUUGAUAUGUAGAAAUAAGGGAGUAGCCCGCUGCAAUAGCUAUGGCGUUUCAUCAUGUUCUCCUACACUUUUGGCCACUAUUUCUCUCACACUCUAGAAGGGAUUUUCAUCAGUCACAGUUAAAUUGCCGUAGCUUACAACAAUCAACAGUUGAGAGCUCUUUAUCAUGCAUGGCAUACUCUUAGUUACACCAAAACCUUGAAACACUCCAUUAACUUGCCUAUAAUGUUUCUCUCUAGGUCUUUCUCUUCUUCUACUCUUUUGAAUUCAUAUAACAAUCUUCCAAAAUCAGUUUCUCUUCAAACUCUGCUCAAAAGAGGUUAUACUCCCAGUCUCAAGUCAAUCAACAAAUUCCUUCUCUUCCUCUCGCAAACCCGCAGAUUCAAUUCAAUCAUAUACUUUUUUUCGCAAAUGAAUUCCGAACAAAUCAAGGGUAAUUCCCAAACUCACUCAAUCUUCACCUGGGCUCUCCUCAAAUUGCACAAAUUUGAAGAAGCCGAGGAUUUUAUGAAUGCCCAGAUGAGAAAGAAUCAAUUUUCCCCCAAAAGUCGCAUGUUUGAUUUAUUAAUUCAAGGGUUUUGUAUUAAAAGAAACAACCCAGAAAAAGCAUUAUUAGUUUUGAAGAGUUGCUUGAGGAAUCAUGGUACAUUGCCUUCUUCUUUUACUUUUUGUUCGUUGAUAUAUAGCUUUAGUUCUUCAGGUAAUAUGAAUAGAGCGGUGGAGGUGUUAGAGUUGAUGGCUGAUGAAAAUGUUAAAUAUCCUUUUGAUAAUUUUGUUUGUAGUUCUGUAAUAUCAGGGUUUUGUAAGAUUGGUAAACCUGAAUUUGCUAUAGGGUUUUUCGAGAAAGCUACAGGUUUAGGAGCUUUAAGGCCUAAUGUUGUUAGUUAUACUGCUCUUGUAAGUGCCCUUUGCAAGCUGGGUAGAGUUAAUGAGGUUAAUGAUUUGGUUAGUAGGAUGGAAAAUGAAGGUUUGAUAUUUGAUGUUAUUUUUUUCAGUAGUUGGAUUUAUGGGUGCUUUAGGGAGGGUAAUCUGCUUAAGGCAUUCCGUAAACAUAGGAAAAUGGUAGAUCAAGGAAUUAAAAUGGAUGCUAUUAGCUAUACUAUACUUAUAGAUGGGUUUUCAAAAGAAGGACAUGUGGAAAAGGCAGUUGGGAUUUUAAACAAAAUGAUAAAAGAUGGGUUGAGACCUAAUUUAAUUACUUAUACUGCAAUCAUCUUGGGAUUCUGCAAGAAAGGGAAAUUGGAAGAAGCAUUCAAUGUGUUCAAGAAAGUUGAAGAUUUAGGAAUUGUAGUGGAUGAAUUUAUUUAUGCAACUUUAAUUGAUGGGGUUUGUAGGAAAGGUGAUCUGGAUUAUGCUUUUCAUCUACUGGAAGAGAUGGAGAAGAAGGGGAUUGAGCCAACUAUUGUUACUUACAAUACUAUUAUGAAUGGAUUGUGCAAAGUUGGCAGGACAUCUGAGGCAGAUGAGGUCUCAAAAGGGAUUCUUGGAGAUGUUGUCACGUACAGUACAUUGCUACAUGGGUACAUUAAAGAAGACAACAUGAAAGGGAUCAUAGAAACAAAGCAGAGAUUGGAAGAAAUGGGGAUUCAGAUGGAUGUUGUCAUGUGUAACAUACUUAUCAAAGCACUGUUUAUGGUAGGUGCACUGGAGGAUGCUCAUGCAGUUUACCAUGCCAUGCCAGAAAUGGAUUUGGUUGCAAAUUCUGUUACCUAUUGUACAAUGAUUGAAGGCUAUUGUAAAUUGGGGAGAAUUGAUGAGGCACUUGAGAUAUUUGAUGACUUUAGAGGGACAUCACAUUCUUCUGUAGCAUGCUAUAACUGUAUUAUUAAUGGGCUAUGCAGGAAGGGAAUGGUGGAUUUUGCCACUGAAUUUUUAAUUGAACUUGAUGAGAAAGGAUUGGUUUGUGAUUUAGGUAUCUUCAAGACAUUGUUUGAGGCAGCUUUUACUAAAGAUGGCGUGGAUGGAGUUCUUAACUUAGUUUACAAGGUUCAGAAUUUGGGUUCAUGGUUAUGUGACGUAAUGUAUAGUACCCUAAUAUCUUUCUUAUGCAAGAAAGGUUAUUCGGAGGCUGCAAUUAGAGUCUGGUUGAUAAUGAGGCGACAAGGUUCAGUUGUAACAAGCAAGUCUUACUGUUCCCUAUUGAAAGGGCUUACUGUUGAUGGAAGAAGAUCACUGAUUGGGCCUAUGUUAAAUAUAUUAGUCAAAGAAUAUGGCCCUGUUGAACCUUCCAUAAUCAAGAUGCUAAUACAUUACUUGUGUCUAAAUAAUGUGAAAAGUGCCCUUCAGUUUAUCAAGAAGAGGAAAGAUAAUGCCUCAACUGUCACCUUUUCUGUUUCUGUUCUCAAGGAACUUAUCAAGGAUGGCAGAGUCUUGGAUGCAUAUAAACUUGUCAUGGGAGCUGAAGGUAAUCUACCCUAUAUGGAUGUAUUUGAUUACUCACUCAUUGUUGCUAGCCUCUGCAAAGAAGGGCAUCUCAGUAAGGCCUUAGAUAUUUGUGCCUUUAUGACAUAUAGGGGGACUGCUCUUAAUAUUUUAACUUAUAAUUCACUUAUAAAGACCUUGUGUCGCCAAGGAUGUCUUGUUGAAGCAUUUCGCCUAUUUGAUUCAUUAGAAAAGAUUGAUUUGGCUCCCUCUGAAGUCACAUACAUCACACUGAUUGACAGUUUGUGUAAAGAAGGAUUUUUGUUAGAUGCCAAGCAAUUGUUGGAGAGGUUGGUGCUCAAGGGCUUUAAUCCUAGUACACGCAUUUAUAACUUGCUAAUUGAUGGUUAUUGCAAGCUUGGUCGAAUGGAGGAAGCCUCAAAAUUUUUGCACGAUCUGGAAAUAAGAUGCCUUAAGCCUGAUGAGUUCACUGUUAGUGCUGUGAUUAAUGGCUUUUGCUUAAAGGGUGAAAUGGAAGGGGCUCUUGGACAGUUUUUUGAGUUCAAGAGACAAGGUACAUUACCUGAUUUCUUGGGUUUUUUGUAUUUGAUAAGAGGACUAUCCACCAAGGGAAGGAUGGAAGAGUCGAGAAGCAUCUUGAGAGAAAUGCUUCAGUCAAAAUCUGUUCUGGAGCUAAUAAAUGGAGUUGAUUCCGAGGUUGAGUCAGAGUCUGUAUUAAAAUUUCUUUUCUCUUUAUGUGAGCAAGGGAGUAUACGAGAAGCUAUUUCUAUCCUUGAUGAAAUUGGAUCUAUAUAUUUCCCUGUUCGAAGGUUUAGUACUGAUUCUGUAUCUCAAACACCAAACAGGCUUUAUGAAUGUGAAGCUUGUGCAUCAUCCAGUGAAAAAAAUGAUUUGGAGAUGGUAGAGAACUCCUAUAAUGUGGGGAAUAGAGCUCAAGUUCUUGAUUUUGACUUUUGCUACUCCCAAAUAGCUUCACUCUGUUUGAAAGGGGAGCUGCAGAAAGCAAAUGGUGUAGUGAAAGAGAUGCUCUCAAGGUUGAAUACAGAUUCUUAGUUAAUGUGAAGUGCUAUUGCACACUGCCAUAAAGUUAUGAGCUUUUUCUGCCUCGGCAUUUGAAAAUAAGCGUCAGAAUGACAUCCUGCUGAUUCGUCUUAACACUUUCAUGAUGGUGCUUAGGGUCAGAUUGCUCUAGGCACUUUUAUCAAGUUAAAGGGUGCCACUAAUUUUUGCACAUCCUAAUCUUUCUCUGCAAGAAAAGAUUUCUUGUUUUAUUUUAGGGAAUAAACAUGAAUACUGCUCGGAAAGCUUUUAGUGAAUCAACAGGAAGACUGCUCAGGAAGUUAUCUAUCCUAGUGCCCUCUCGCAAACGAGCAGUUAACUAUGAAAUUCUGAUGGGAUUAACUACAUUAGUACUGAAUUCACACAUGGUUUACCAUUCCAGUCUGGAGGGCUUUACAAACCAGUGGUUAAGGCAAAGAGUUCUUUGACCUUUAGCUUGGUUUUCAAAGUGCUUUUUUGAAUUUAACAUUCCAAUCUGGAGGGGUUCUCUUUGGCCAUUUAAAUGCUGGUUUAACUUCAAAAAAAGUGUUACAGAAAAAUUCAGUAAAAUCAGACUUCCUAAAUUAUUUGCAAUUGUUUCUUGUCCUUUAUAUUGUUGGGAAAUUCCGCUGGUAAGGUAAAGGAAAGGGAGCCCCUUUCAUCAACCCAUUGGGGAACUUGUCACUCACUUCCUAUUAUGCUCUUCUCUCUUCAUUUUUGUUCUCUGGAUGAAGAGCAAGCAGUAAUUUCAUUUUCUUCCACUAUAUAUACACAAUUGUUUAGAAGUGUCCACAAUGGAUAAAAUAUCAGAGGAUGGAAAACCAUUUUUUAUACAUCUGAAAACUGCAUUAAGUAAUCAUCUUUUUUCUUUGCAAGUGCUGGAACUUUUAUAUGCAUGACAAAACUUAUUAAAAUCUACUUCUUUAAAAAACUUUUCUCUUUUACUCAUCAAUUCUCCUUUCUGCUUAUGUUGAAUGCAAACAUUUAUCUUUUGGCUUAUUUAUACAGUGUAUAAGGUAAUACAAAAACUAAGCUGAAUUUGUAUUAUCUGAGCUAAAAGAACAAUGAAAAGAAAGGUUACUAUACUUUGAACAGCCUUAAGUACAUAUUUAGAGUCAGCCAACAACUCACAGCUAAUUGAGAUUGAUCAAAAAACAAUAAAUGUCUUGAAAGUCGUUUGAGACAAUUCCAUGGAAAGGUUAAUAAUAUGGUUUUGUCCUGUAAAACAGUGGCUGUCCAUGUUUCAAAAAUUCUUUUCUUUCUUCCAGCUGAAAGGAAGAAUGAAGAAGCCCUAGUUAUCAUCUGGAGGAUUGUAUUUUCCCAGUUGAAUUUGAAGUAUCUAGCAAGCAUGAACAUACUCACAAGCAGAUAAGUCAACUGAUCAACCUGUGUUGACACUAUAGUUUCUGUAUCUUUGGCGAUCGCAUUAAAUAUUAGUGAUGAACAGUAAACUAACACACCACCUAAUAAUCCUACUUAUAUCAACUAGAUAAUCAAAAGCACUCCUAAUGGACCACGAAAAUAAAUUAUUGAACCGAAAGAAAAAGAUAGGCAUAAGUCUUUAGCUACUGAAACUUAUGAUUUCAUACAAAGUAGAAACAAAUUUUUUGCCCAUGCUGCAUAUGAAAAUUUUGAAAUCGACGCAGGCUUUGGCAGCCGUGGUUCCUUUGGUGAAUGAUAUAUUGUCAAGACUCUCAUAAUUCUUUCAUGAGGAUCUCAGGUUGUUUCCGCAAUGACCAUGGAUAUUAACUAGCUUAGUCAACUAGUGGAUAUUUUCCACACGCGUACUAUCACAUUCUACAUGGUUAUUUCUUGGCACAUAAUUCAACAGGAAUAUUUAUCACCAAUUUUUUUUUUUAUGCCGGUCUGCUGCUGCCAAUUCAUGUCAAAGGUUUAAUCCUACUCUGACCUAGGUUUAAUUUGAGUGGGGUGACCGUAACCAAUUUGCAUAAAAAAUUCUGUACUGGUAGUUUUUAUCAGGGAACAUUGGCUUCAGCAUACUAGUAUCAGUGGUAGUUUAAUUUGAGCAGAUAGGGGUUUAAGCUGUUGCCAACUAAGAGCAAUUAUUUAGGCAUGGGAGUUUGUUUUUAUUGAAAUUUGGCUUAUAUUUUGAUGGCUUAGAAGUUUGUUAGAAACUGUUACAGAUCUGGAACAAGGCCACAAGAUUUCCCAGCUGACAACACUUCUACGACAACUUCACUCAGCUUCUGCAAGCAAUACGUGCAGGAUAAUCACAAUGGAAUAAUAUUUGUUGUGCAAAUAUGAUUUUGAUAUUUUUUUGGAAAUGUAAAUCGGAUAUUUUUGUACUCAAUAUUUUGGAAUGAUAAACAAAGUUUCUGUUCUUCUA
Molecule: messenger RNA, 5791 nt
Organism: Mangifera indica (mango)
Lineage: Eukaryota; Viridiplantae; Streptophyta; Magnoliopsida; Sapindales; Anacardiaceae
Product: pentatricopeptide repeat-containing protein At5g57250, mitochondrial
Exons: 6
Coding region: 250-3459 (1069 amino acids)
Molecular function (GO): protein binding
Source: RefSeq, a predicted model, not a curated record